Messenger RNA from Rotaria socialis, 2997 nucleotides. The record is from the annotation of a GenBank genome assembly. Lineage: Eukaryota; Metazoa; Rotifera; Eurotatoria; Philodinida; Philodinidae.
AUGGCCUCAAAAACUUCCCAAUUUACUUUAUACAAAUCAUUUGUAGAUGCCUUCACUACAGGUCAUCCUAACAUGACUAAAUAUGCCUGUCAUUACAAUGCACAAUUAGAAUGGAAAAAAUUGAAAAAUAAUGAAGAUUUAAUUAAGAAAAAUAUUGAAAAAUAUCUUGAAGCUUCAAAAAUAUCUAAUGAAAAUGAAACGAAAGAAUCUUCGUCUACUAAAAAUAUAUCAACACAAGAGAAAAUAACGACAAAUGAACGCAAACGAACAUUAUCAUCCGAUGAUGAUGAACUUGAACCAUAUGAACUGAAUUUAGAAUCUGAAUUCGUUACACCUGUUGAACCAACUUUUACUAAACGUGAUUCUUCUCAACCAACUGAAUUUAAUGAUUUAAGCAAACCAUGGGUUUAUCGAUCUUUUGAAAGAGCUCGAGCGCGCGUUGAAGCACGUGUAGCUAAAAUACAGGCACGACGUGUUGCUAGUGAAAAUCGAAUAAAAACACCUGCACAAGAAGCUGUUAUUGAACAAAUAAAAGAUAUAUCUGAACGUAUCGCUAGUUUAGUUCAAGUUAAGAAUAUGGGUUUAUCAACAACAGAUUCGAAUAUUACAUUAAAAAAAUUACUCCAACAAAAAAAAGAACGUGCAUCCGAACUUCGAUGCUUAAUAUCGAAACAACGUUCAUCGGCACGUUAUCGUGAAAGAAAAAAACGUUGUAUUGAAUCGAUAUGUGCAGCAGAUCCUGAAGUUGCUGCUACACUUCUAAAAUUUUACAAACCAACAACACUUCGUGUACAAAUCGAUAAUGUUUGUCCAGAUUUAAUACAAACAAUUGAAGAUAUUGCUCGUAUUGGCGGAGCCAUUGAUGCAAAUCCUAGAUUAAUUAAUACUCAACCGUGUUCUUCGUUAGAUGAGUUACGACAAAAAAUAAAAGAGCGUAAUUUUGAAAUUCGACGAUCGUCUAAUUUUUAUCGUCUUAUACCGUCGGGUAUUUUUACUGAAGAUGGAAAAAGACAUGUCAAUUCUAAAGCUGUUCGCCUUCGAAAAAUUAAAGAUAUCGAACAAUCCAAACAUGAAGAUUGUCAUUUUGUAUCUGCAACUUUACAACAUAUUAAAGAUUUAGCUGGUACUUUUGGCAAUGAUUGUGUAUUCUAUCUUGUUGAAGAUAGACGAGCUUCAGUUAGAAUAGGUCGACCGUCAGCAAGAGGACAUUCACCGUUUAUCAUGCACUUAGAUUAUCAAAUAAGUACAUCUGAUUCUACACCAAUACCACCUACUAUUACUCAUCAAUUUGAACCAACAGUUUAUGCAUCGUGUGUUAUUGAUGAAACUGGCCUAAUAGGCUUUUCAGGUCCAACAUAUGUAUCGAUUCGAUCAGCUAAGCAUGAUCGAUUUACAGUCGAUCAUGAAGAUCUUGAUUUCGAUUGUGUUGUUAAAUUAAAAGAAUUCGAAAAAACAGCUCGUAAUCAUGUUGGAACUAUUAAACCGAUUAUUAUUAUGGGUAUUGACAGUCUUAAACCUAACGAUUAUACACGUUUUCCAAAGACACUUACAACAGCAAUUAAUAGAUUUAAAAAAUAUAAUUUGGAUGCUUUCUUUAUUGUAACUCAAGCGCCAGGUCAAGCAACUUUUAAUGUUGCCGAACGACGUUUAGCAGUUCUAUCACAAGAUUUAACCGGUUUAGUUUUACCACAUGAUUAUUUCGGUACACAUUUAAAUGUUAGUGGUGUAACAAUUGAUGCUGAAACAGAAAAAUUAAAUUUAAAAACAACCGGUGAGGUUCUUGCUGAAGUUUGGAGCAUGGACAUGAUUGAUCGUCAUCCUGUUGUCGCACAAUAUAUGGAUCCACCAUCAUCAACUGAUGAUAUGGUUAGAUUAAUUGAUGCACAAUCUACGAUGGAUUCAAUUAUUGAUGAUAUUUGUGAUGAAGAAGAAGAAAUUCCACUUCAUCUACGCGUUAAACAUAUGCGAUCAACACAACAUCUCAAUGUACUUCCAGAUACAAAACCAAAACCGAUUUAUAACAUCGAUGAAUAUUGGUGUGCAACACAUGUUUUCCAAACUCAAUAUACAAUUCAAAUAGUUCGUUGUACGAAACCUGAAUGUUGUGGUCCAUGGCGUUCAAAUUAUAUUCAAGUUUUUCCUCAUCGUUUUCUUCCAUCGCCUGUACCAUUUGAUCGUUCAUCUCAUGGCGUUCGAUUAGCUCAACUGGAAGCAUCUUUUGCUAAUAUGAAUCCUACAUCACCAUAUUAUGGAACACUAUUUCAACGUAUACAAUUUCAUGGUAUUGUUAUGCAGGGAACAAACAAUUUACUUUUACCAUUUGACUCCUAUUGCCCAUCGGUACAAGCAAAACUCCAAUCACGUGUAUGUUCUAUUUGUAAACAAUAUAUUCCAUCGCCAACUCGUUUGCGCAAUCAUUAUAAAGUUCACCAGCAACGUUACGCAUCAAAUUGUAUUGAUUAUAAAUUUAAUAAAGAAGAAGAACUCAUUGAUGAAUCUGAACCAUAUGAUCCAAAUGAAAUGCCUCUAUGUCAAAUAAAUCGAUUUCAUAGUGGAGUUUUUCUUUUUUCCGAUAUGAUUGAAUGGAUAAAAUCAGAUUUUGAAGAUGAACCCAUUGUCGAAACGAAACAAAAAUCAUCAGCAACAAUUGCCAAUGCUAUGAUUCGACAAGAACGACAAUUACAAGAGGCUGCUGCUGCUGCUAUGGGACUUAGUUCUAUUACUAUGGGACAACCAAAAGGAAUUGAAUCAGUUGCAACAAUAUAUGUUGAUGAUGCAUUAGAUUCUACAACCGAUAAUACAUCUUUACCUGAGAUUAAAAUCGAAAGUGAAACAAUUACUAUAAUUGAUGUUACAACUGAAAAGCACGAUGUAAAUGUAUGUGAUAGUAUGGAUCAAUUAACUGUAAUGGAUAAUCAAACAGCUUUAUCUAAAAGCCAAAGUCAAGAUUCACUUAAUCAAUACGAUGAUCUUAGUGACCUUAUUGAUAAAAUUUGA